Messenger RNA from Phialemonium atrogriseum, 1817 nucleotides. Its product is annotated as luciferase-like domain-containing protein. Gene Ontology annotation, molecular function: oxidoreductase activity, acting on paired donors, with incorporation or reduction of molecular oxygen; monooxygenase activity. Lineage: Eukaryota; Fungi; Ascomycota; Sordariomycetes; Cephalothecales; Cephalothecaceae. The transcript has 3 exons. The coding region runs from base 22 to 1452 and encodes 476 amino acids. The record is from RefSeq and is a predicted model, not a curated record.
CGACUGCUUCUUACCACCAGAAUGGCGUCUGCCGAAACCGAGGGAGGGGCACAAAAACCUCGCAAACAAUUCCUCCUAAAUGCCUUCGUCAUGACAACACCCGCCCACCUCUCCCCGGGUCUCUGGAGGCACCCCCGCAACAAGACGGCCGACUACAAUAAACUCAGCUUCUGGACGUCGCUCGCGCAGACCCUCGACCAAGCCGGAUUCCACGCCAUGUUCAUAGCCGACACGCUGGGCCCAUAUGACGUCUACAAGGGCCCGGCAAACGUAGACCCUGUCCUAGCAUCAGGAGCCCAGUUCCCGGUCAACGAUCCCCUCUAUUCCGUACCCGCCAUGGCAGCUGCCACGAAGAAUCUCAUCUUCGGAGUGACCGCCAGCACGACGUAUGACGCGCCGUACGCGAUGGCGAGGCGGUUCUCAACCGUCGAUCACUUGGCCGAGGGGAGGGUGGCUUGGAAUAUCGUCACGUCGUAUUUGGAGAGCGCCGCCAAGAACUUUGGCUUGGAAACCCAGAUCGAGCAUGACGAGCGUUAUCGUAUCGCCGACGAGUACAUGGAUGUUGUUUACAAGCUAUGGGAAGGCAGCUGGCGCGACGACGCCGUCACGCGAGACGCCUCAAGCGGCCAGUUCGCCGUAGCCGGGAGGGUCCGCCAGAUUCACCACAAGGGCAAGUAUUUCCAGGUUCCGGGCCCGCACAUCUGCGAGCCGUCCCCGCAGCGCACGCCGUUCCUGUUCCAGGCCGGCACGUCCAAGGCCGGCACCGAGUUCGGCGCCAAGCACGCCGAGGCCGUGUUCAUGGGCGCGCAGCUGCCGGAGCUGGUGCGCGCCUCGGUGCAGGCGCUGCGGCAGACCGCCAAGGAGAAGUUUGGCAGGGACCCGGAGCAUGUCAAGGUGUUUACUGGGGUGUGUGUGGUCGUCGACGAGACGGAUGAGAAGGCCCAGGAUAAGUAUCGGGAACUCCUGUCCUACGGGGACCGAGAGGGUGCGUUGGCCCUCUUUGGGGGCUGGACGGGGACUGACCUGUCGGCUUACUCGGAUGACGAGGACUUCCGCUUUGUUGAUAAGGCUGCUAUCCGGUCUGUGGUCCAUCGCUGGGCUAGUGUCGUUCCCGGUAGCGAGGGUUUGUCCUGGACGAAGGCUAGGAUCGCCGAGUUCCUUCUGGUGGGAGGCAUGAUGCCAAAGAUUAUCGGCAGUCCAAAGACAGUUGUCGAUGAGCUCGAGAGAUGGGUCGAAGUGGCAGGGGUAGACGGAUUCAAUCUUUCCCAUGUUGUGAACCCUGGCUCCUUCGAGGAUAUUAUCGACUUUGUCAUCCCCGAAUUACGAGCAAGGGGGUUGUUUAGGACAGAGGUUCAAACAGAAGGAGCAACUGCCCGGGAGGUCUUCUUUGGCCAGCCCCAUCUUCUCCCCGAUCAUCCGGGAUUUCAGUUCAAGUGGAAGGCUGAUACGUAGCAUAUUAACUAUGUUAUUGUUAUCAGGGAAGUUAGACGAGAAGGAGCAGGGGGUCCUCAUCCCAGCUUAGCAGCUUGAUAGGCUAGAGAUAUAAUCUUCUGCUGCAUCGCCACCGCCUUCGAGCCUGGCCGAAUGACUCCUCGGAUAAGUUCGUCCCCAUGCUACCUAAGACGCCGUUCCCGUGACUCCGAUAUUGGCAUUCUAGAUGCGCCUGCUGCCUAGUCACUGUCCUUGUUAGGCGGGCCUUUUCAUCAAGGUGGCGUGGGAGAAGAUGCCUUGUUCAUAACCACGUGCGUCGGCAGCCUGUGACUGGCUAGAUUCAUCUUCUGGGUCUUGAAUUGAUUGAAAAUCGCUUGUAACCUGGC